AUGGCGCGGAACGAUGCGUCGAUGGCGAUUCGCGCGGUGGAUGGCCACGCGCGUGGCGACGAGGCGCGACGGGUGAUGCGAGACGUCCUCGACGCCGCGCGCGGGACGCUGUCGGCGCGUGGAAACGAGUCGGACGGCGCGGGGGAGGGGACGCGCGCGGCGUGCGGGGCGCUGGCGGCGCUCGGGUUGUUGGACGCGGAGGACGCGGUUCGGGACGGCGGCGCGACGGGCGCCGCGGGCGAGGGUGGGGACGUCACGGGGGUGUUGGAAGAUUGUGAAACGACGUUGGUUGAGGUGCUGGAUGCGAUGCCGGAGUUUUUGAGCGCGGGCGCGCGGGCGCUCGCGACUCGGUUGAAGAGUCCGUCGCUCGGUUCGUCCGCGGUGGCCGAGGCGGAGCGGGCGAUGCGAUUACGGGAGAUGCGGAGCGCGUUCGCGUUUAAUAAGGUGAUCGCGAAGAAGUUUCACGAGUUUAUUCGCGUGCACUUUGACGCGGACUCGAGAGGUGGGCGAACGGUGGCGCGGCUCGGGUGGGCGGUGUAUCAGUGCGCCAAGUGUGAGGCCUUGCCGAAGUUUCCCGAUCUGUACUCGUGCUAUCAUCUCUUGGUCGCUGUCGAGGCGUUUUUACUCGUCAACGCACCGAGGGAGCUCUUGCGGACGUCGUUAAAGAACAUGGUGAGCAUGACAGCGAAGGACGCGGUGACGGGGCUGCCAGAUCCGCUCGCGAGUCUGAGCUCGAGCUCAAAGACAAAGGUGGAGACGGUGCGCGCGAUGUCGGUGGCGGUGAUCAACGUCCUCAAAGCGACGUUUCCAAGCGCCGUGUUCGAUGUCACUUCACACUUUGAGGACGUCGCGCCGAGUGACGCGUGCGUCCGAGGCGUCUUCGACGGAGACGCCGACGUCGCGUCGCCCGUCAUGGAGAGGUACCGACGCGUCGCCGCUGAGACGUUCGGCCGUCUCGCCGUGGACGAGACGCUGUAUCUGUACACGGAAAUGGAGGGCGAAGACUCUCGUGGGAGGAAAAUCAUCGGCGAUCUCGCGUCGUGCGCGACGGAGACGACUCACGGCUCAAUGGCGACGCCCACGAGGCGCAAACGCGCCGCCGCGCCGUUUUCACCGUACAGACCCAAGAAGAUCUCAACGAUCCAAGAAGAUGGGGGAAUGUCAAUGAGCCCCAUGCGUGCGAUCAGAGGACCGUUGCCGGCGGGUGUAGUUCCGCCGACGCCGAUCAGUCAGGCCAUGGCGAGCGCGUCUUGGCUUCAAGACAUUGUGUGCGCAAGCUCGGAUCUUGAGACCAAGCUCGCGGAGCUAAGACGAUUCGUUCCAGGGGAAGAAACUGUCAUUGAUAAACUGCACAAAAAGGUGGACGUUCUUGGACAGCGCCUCGGACAGGCGAUUCGAGAGGACGCGCUGGUGACAACGAUGCGCACUGAUAUCAGUCCGCACAGUAUGGUUAUGGACGAGCUCGUCCGUCAGCGCACUACGGAGCUCGUGCACAUCUUCUUUUUCUUUUUGAACCGAAUUUUACGAGCCGAGUCGCAGGUGAAAAAAGAUGCGAACAUCGUGGCGCUCUUACAGAGCUCUCGGUUCACCAAGUCUUUGCUCGCGUGCUGCAUGGAGGUCAUCGUCGCUACGUACAAGACGUCCACCCUCACGUUUCCGGCGACGACGCACCUGCUGGGAAUACAUCCGUUCGAUUUGACCACUAUCAUCGAGCCGUUCGUGCGAGCGGACAUGGAUCUCCCGCGAGAGAUCGUACGUCAUUUCAACUCUCUGGAGGAGAAGACGCUCGAGCGCCUCGCAUGGUGCAAGGGCUCGGCUCUCUUUGACUUUUUACAAUCGUUUCAAGAGAGCGUGAAUCGAGGUGGAACUACGUCUACGUCGACAUCGAACCCCAGGGCGACGUCGAUCCCGAAGCGACCAGUGUCUCCGAUGUUCAACGUAGCGGCCAUUGCCGAGGUGGCUGCCAUGGGCGAGCCCGCUCGCGACGCCGCCGCGGAGAAGGAUCUUGUCAUGCCGCAGUGUCACUCUCCCGUGAGACGUCCUCCUACAAGCGCGUUCACCGUGUUCUCGUCGCCGUUGCGCGGCGCGACGACGCCUCGACGCAAGCUACCCGGUGGUCAGCCGCUCCCCGAGCGAUUUGCCGCCGUCAGAAAUCACGACGUGGAGCAACCGAUCGGGUGCGACGUGUGCGCGUUCAAGGCGCUUCAAAUUUUCUUCGCCAAGGUCAUGCAACUCGCGGCGAGGAGACUUGGGGACCUGGCGUCGAGGUUGAAGCUCUCACCGGAGGUCACGCGCGACGUCUACGCCUUGAUUGAGCACGUGAUUUACGAACAGACCAAUCUGGUGUACAACAGGCACGUCGAUCAAAUCAUCCUCGCCUCGGUGUAUGGCGUGUGUAAGGUGAACGGCGGGUGCGGCGGCGCGGUGCAGUUCAAAGACAUCAUAUAUCAGUACUCAAAGCAGCCGCAGUGCACGGAGGAGAUCUUUUGGACCGUGGUGAUCGAGCAAACUGACCCUGAGCUAGAGGUGUCGACGCGAGGCGACAUCAUCUCGUUUUACAACAAGGUAUUCGUCUCCCGCGUGCGCACCUUUUUGUUGGCGCUUCGAGAGCGCGCCGAGGCACUCGCAGCUCAAAAGACCACCGACGGUGAGAAGGUAUCCGUGGAUGAACCCUUUCCUUUCGGGAUAUCAUCCCCGCGCAGACGGCUGCCAGUUGAGAACCAAAACAUUUACGUUUCGCCAAUGCGUCCGGAGCGCGAAGCCGCCAUGCUUCAAGACGCCGCCGUGCAGGGCGAACCAUCGACGCCACGCACGCGUAGUCUCUUCGCCACCAUCGGCGAGAGCAUACACGGCGAUCCGUCCUCGGCGAAUGAUUUUGAAGCCAUCAAUAAGCAUUUGGCAAUGAAGGCAACGUCAACGCCGUCCAGACUCGGCGCGCGCGUCCCUGAAUUCAGUAAACGAUGA
Ostreococcus tauri is the source of this 2964-nucleotide messenger RNA. RefSeq names its product Retinoblastoma-associated protein, A-box. The record is from RefSeq and is a predicted model, not a curated record. NCBI's taxonomy places the organism in Eukaryota, Viridiplantae, Chlorophyta, Mamiellophyceae, Mamiellales, Bathycoccaceae. The transcript has a single exon. Gene Ontology annotation, molecular function: RNA polymerase II transcription regulatory region sequence-specific DNA binding. Gene Ontology annotation, biological process: regulation of transcription by RNA polymerase II; cell differentiation; negative regulation of G1/S transition of mitotic cell cycle. The coding region runs from base 1 to 2964 and encodes 987 amino acids. Gene Ontology annotation, cellular component: nucleus; transcription regulator complex; chromatin.